UUUCAAAGUCAUCUAAAAACAUAAAAUAAAAUAAAAUCGCGUAAAAUAAUAAGGUGCUGACAGAACAGCUUAUCUUUCAGCCUGGGAAAUCCUUAUUAUCUAUUCUUUAGGUUUAUAUAAGCUUCAAAUGUUUUAUCACGCGUUGCGAACCGGUUUUUAGUCUUUUUCUAACAACCACGAAAUUGUCUCAAAUCCGGGUGCGGGAGACGAAAAAUUACUUUUUGGCUCUUAUCGCCAAAAAUAUUCAUCCAAAUUGCUUCAAACUUUCACAGUAUACUGAGGUCAACCAUACCUAUUACCAGUUUAGUUUUGAGCUAGGGCGCCCAAACAUCAUUUUUCCGAGAAAUCUCGACGAACUCAGACCGCUGGUCUUAAUUACUCGCACUUUUCGUAGAAAAGUGUCGAGUAUUAAAUUCAGUUUUCUUUUUGUUCAUCUUGGUCUAUAAAAUAAAGUACGUCAUCAUGUAACUAUAGCAACGUUUCAACCAAUUACAGAUAACUACAAAAAACAAAGCCGAUCAUCACAAAAACAAAGCCGAUCAUCACAUGGUCGAUCGGCCAUGCAUGACGAGGCUGUCAUAGGAGCCGCCAUAUUGUAGUAUUUCAGUAGGUCGAAGUUAUGGAUAAGCUAUCGCUACCAAGUACGCUCAAAUCACUUACAGAUGCACACACCGUUCGCGGUAGACCCAACCUAAAAGAUGUCGAGCGAUUUCGAAACGGGUCGAACCAUUUGAGAGGCCGCGAACUCAUUGAGAGACUUGUCAAAACUGAGAAACUAAAAAACCAUGCUAAACUAAAAUCAAACAAACUAUUGCCUAUCUCUGCUACUCAAUCAAUUACCUCUGGUCAAUCUGAUGUGAACUAUUGCAGUGCAAAGGACCAUAUUGUUGAAUCUCAAUGCAGUUUUAUUGAGGAACUAAGGAGAUUUGGAGGCCAAUCAAGAACUUCACCAUAUGCAGACUCAAAAAAUACUGUCACCUUGCCAAUGAAGUCGACUUCAACCUUAUUUUCGAAAAGAUCAUGUGGCGAGCUGCCCAGUUGCGACCUAGAGCUGUCACCUGCGCCUAUGCAACCAGUAGCGACAGAACACUUAAACUACUUGGGAUCACCAGUGUUCAAACUCAUAACCGCCAGCAAUCCACAUCCGCAGACCUCCCCACUCAGGCUCAGAUUGUCAUCGGUGGGGGAGGGGUAUGGGGAUGCUCAGUCGCUUAUCAUCUUGCGAAGGAAGGAUGGAAGGACAUUGUACUACUGGAGCAAGGAAGUCUUUCUGGUGGUACGACAUGGCACGCCGCUGGGAUACUGGGAAAGCUGCGGGGGACUGAGGUCGAGACUCGCAUAAGCGACUACGCGGCAACGUGCUACUCACAAUUGGAGAGGGAGACUGGGCAAGAGACUGGUUUCAAGAAAUGCGGUGGGCUGCUUCUUGCUAGAACCAGAGAUCGUUUUACACUCCUGAAAAGGAUGCUUGUGAAAGCUAGGGCAUUUGGUAUAGAACUUGAUUUGAUUUCCCCCGAAGAAGCCAAGGAAAAGUUUCCAUUCAUGAGAGCCGACGAUGUCAAGGGGGCCCUCUGGUUACCAGAUGAGGGCGUCAUCAGCCCGAGUGACCUCUGCAGCUCUUUCGGCAAAGGAGCUACUUUAAACGGGGUUAAAAUUCACCAGAAAACAGCGAUAGCGGAAGUUUUGACGGAUGGAAGGGAUGUGACGGGUGUUCGCACUGACAAAGGGGACAUCUCUUGUCAAAUAUUCGUCAACUGCGCAGGAAUGUGGGCAAGGCAGCUCGGCCUAAAAUGCGCUUCCCCAGUCCACAUUCCGCUCCAUCCAGUUGAGCAUUUUUACAUAAUCACUCAGCCAAUAGGCGCAAGUCACAUGCUCCCCAUGCUACGAGACCCGGAUGGUCACGUGUACUUCCGCGAAUGGGGAGGUGGCAUAUGCGCCGGGGGCCUGGAACCAAUCGCAAAACCUGUUUUUACACAGGGAGUCCCUAGACACUUCGAGUUCCAGCUAUUUCAAGAGGACUGGGACCAAUUUGAGUGCCUUAUGGGAGAAAUUAUCCACAGAAUACCAGAGAUGGAACGGACAGAAAUACGACAAAUGGUAAAUGGACCGGAGAGUUUCACUCCAGACGGGCGUUGUAUCAUGGGAGAAGCCCCCAAUGUUCGCAACUAUUUCGUCGCUGCCGGAGCUUGCACGAACGGAAUCGCGAACGCAGCAGGAGUUGGUCGAUUGCUCUCCGAGUGGAUAACAAAAGGCCGGCCACCCCUCAAUGUGUCAUGCCUCGACAUCAAGCGUUUUUCUCAUCACCAUAACAACCUGUCUUAUCUUCGUGAACGCAUCCGAGGAAUGGUUGGGUACCAGUACUCUAUACCCUACCCCCGAAGGGAGUGUUCUUUUGCGAGGCCACUCAAGUGCCCAGUCCUUUAUACUCUGCUGGAUGAGGCCGGGGCAUCUUGGGGCGAGCGGAUGGGUUGGGAGACGCCAAAUUGGUUCAGGAUUGGUUCAGAAGAUAAUAACUCCAAGACUUUGGGUACAUUCGGCAGGCCGCCAUGGCUCGCUAACGUGGAGCAGGAAUACAGAGCGUGCAAAGAGGGGGUGGGACUAGUGGACUUAACUUCCACAGGAAUUCUUGAGAUCAAGUCGCAAGAUGUGCAUGGGUGCGUGGAUCUGCUACAGAAACUCUGUAUUGACGACGCAGACAUACCAAUCAACGGUGUUCUUCAUACGGCCAUGCUCAACCACGACGGGGGAUUUGAGCUACAGUGCACGCUGGUCCGCACACAUCCAAACAGAUUUCUACUCCUCGCCAAGCCCUCGUACUUAGUCCGAGCGAUCAGCUGGGUAACCAGGCAUGCGGCUGAUGACGUCACCGUUACGGACUUGCAAUCCAAUUGUUCUAUUUUGGGGGUCCUUGGUCCGACGUCACGUGAUUUGAUGCAGCCUUUGACCCAGACCCCUCUUGGUAUCGAGGAGUUUCCUGUUGACACAUGUCAGGUAAUAGACAUUGACUUUGCGUGUGACGUCACGCUGAUUUACUCGUCCCAGCUCGCCGCUUCUAAUGAUGGCUGGUUGCUCCUCGUACCGAAUGACCAAGUAACAACCUUGUACCGAAAACUUAAAAAUUGUGGAGCCCGCGAUGUUGGUUGGUACGCGGUAGAUGCCAUUACAGAAGAGAAAGGCAUGCCGGGAUUGGGAGCGGAAAUUCACCCGUGGAUCACCCCCCUAGAGGCUGGGCUAGACAGCGCCGAUAAGAAACUCGAAUUUUAUGGCAAAGAUGCUCUGGCAAAAAAGCGUGAUAAACCAUUAACAAAGCGUCUGGCGUUUGUUAAGGUUAAACAGAACGACGACGACUAUUUCCCCUGGGGAGGGGAGACGAUUGUACACAACGGUGACGUCAUUGGUAUGGUGACGUCAUCGGUAUACAGCUUCGCGCAAGGUCGACCUGUUUGCUUUGCGCUGGUUGAAAAGGACGGAGAAGAGAUAACCGCUGACUUCCUGCAAGGGAAACGUCUGCAGAUGAACAUUGCUGGUCAGAUGUUUGACGUCGAGGCGGACUUCGUUAAGCACCAGGCCCUGUCGUGAUCCCAAAAAAAAAAACGACCGAAGAAACUACCGAAGAAAACCGAAGGAAAGUAUAGGGGAAGUAAGGGACGGACCAUUAGAAUAGUGAAAGGGGAAACGAACAAAAAAAUAAUACACGAUAAAGCCUCGAAAAGAACGCACGCAGCUCAAACCAGACAGGAAGAAUGCACACAACAAUGAAAACAAUUCAUGAUAAGAACAAAAAAAGCAUGCACGACUGAAACCUUCCCCACACCCCACCCACCUUCACUUUUCUAAUGGUCGGUCCCUAAGAGAGUUUACCCGCGUGUGAAAAUCCACGCUAAGGAGAUACAAGCCGAGAAGAAGAAAGAAAAUCGUAUUAUUCCUUCUACGCUUGUCUCCUUCGUACUGGCUUCCACAUGCGCACGAAGUGCUUACGUCCUCGCUUCGUUUGUUAGGUUAGAGAGGCCUUAAGGCUCUUUGACGUGGAGACGCAAUUUUUAAAGCAUCUCACACCUUGUCGUGAUUCUAUAUGGGUCAUUGAUGCAGGGCCGUAGCAGGCCUCGAAAUAUUGGGGGGCACAAUACAGAAACAUUAAGGAAAUAUUGGGGGGCACAAUACAGAAACAUUAAGGAAAUAUUGGGGGGCACAAUACAGAAACAUUAAGAAAAUAUUUGGGGGGCACAGCCAUGCCCCCCCUACUGGUCAUAUCCUUAUAAUUUAUCAAAGUAUUGGGGGGGAGACGUGCCCCAGUGCCCCACCCCCUGCUACGGCCCUGUAAUGGCAGCGUUCUAGUAGCACGAUAUAAAGGGGCCUAUUAUCUCAGUUGCGCAUAAAGCUACCCGUGGGCCAAAGGGGCGGUUCCAAGACCUAUAGGAUAAGAACAAGCACCUAGAGUACCCACCUUUAAACCUUUUUCAUAAAAGGUUGUCCAUGAGAAACAGCAAAUGGCGUAUGGCAAAUGGCAGUUUGAUCGUGAUGAAACAUGAGUCUCAUUGAAUUUCUACCAAAUGCUAGAGAAUAUGGAUAAAUCAUACAAUUGACAUUGCUGGACUUUAUUUAGGCUCGGUUUCCAGCCGUUGUUUCGUCGCGCUCUGCUCCUCCACUGACGGCUGGGCGCACGGUCGAGGCACCAUGUCCGUGACGUCACAUCGUUUAAGCAAACAUGUUUCUGAACGACGGACGACCGGAAGUUUUUAAAUGUUUUCGGUCUUUGUAAAGUUUUUGCUCCAACCCAAUGAACGGAGACGUUUCUGUUAUACCACGCAGUCUUACAUUUUGAACCUGCUAGCCAUGCGAUAGCGUGAAACAAAAAAUUCGUCUACUUCCGGUUGCAGUUCGUCGCCCAGAAACGUGUUUGUUUGUUCCCUAAUUAUUUUUCAGGUUUUCCAGCGUUCCCGCCAACUCAGAGGCGCGCGCGCGCGUAAGUUUGUUUAUGGCGCGAAAAAAAAUGUUUCAAAUAAAGUGACUGUUACAGAAAAACAAUAUUCUUCGGGAGAAAAACGUGUCCCAGGUAAAAAGGGAAUUGCAAAAAAAGUCAAAAUAGAUGAACCACCAAACUAUUAAGUAAAUAUUGCUUGGAGUUUGAAGUCAGUUUUUCAAACUAUUUUCUGCGCGCGCGCUGACGUGCACUAGAAUGAUGCUAUGAGCGUCAUUCUAGUGCCUUCAUUGAGUUUUGAAAACCUCGGUGUUUGUUUGAAGAAUUCUCGAGCAGAUGUAAAGCACUCGGCCUGCCAUUUUAACUCUUGUUGUGAUAAUUAUUCUACUGUAUUUACCGAUGGACUUUCAAGUGGUAAGUUUCUGAUUGGCUAAUAGACAAAGCCUCGUACCCUGCGCCCAGCCGUGAAAUGGGAGAGAAUCGCGGGCGCACCGAAACCACCACAGCUGGAAACCGAGCCUAGACUUUAUAAGCACCUUUAUUUUUACUAAUUUUUAGUACCCAUAAGCACCUCGGGCUUGGAACUGGAAUUUGCCAUUUGCACUGACAACCUUUUUUUUGGAAUAGGUGUAUACUAUGUAACUUCAGUCUUACCGUAUACGCGUUGGCUAAUAUAUGCAGCUAGGCGCUUCAGUGGUUUUUACCCAUGCUUACAUGCAGGCUUGCCGCGGAGUCGCGAAGCCGGUUGACGACAACCUUUUGUCAAUCGACUGUAAACGCUUCCGGCGAAGGGUGAGGAGGGGUGGGGGUGUUUCCUGAAUCCGCCAUCAUAUAUUAUAUAUUUUCAUAUAUUUUAAUAUCCAAUUAGAUGUCCAAGACCCAAUGUAUAUCACUGAUGAUAGUAAGCAUCUUAUUUACAACAUGUAUAGUAUAACGUUUAAGACUUAGAUAACAUUUUAAUGAAUAACCUAUUUUAUAAUACAAUAAAUGCAUUUUUAAGUGA
Nematostella vectensis (starlet sea anemone) is the source of this 5921-nucleotide messenger RNA. Its product is annotated as pyruvate dehydrogenase phosphatase regulatory subunit, mitochondrial. Gene Ontology annotation, cellular component: mitochondrial matrix; cytoplasm; mitochondrion. Gene Ontology annotation, molecular function: oxidoreductase activity; protein binding. NCBI's taxonomy places the organism in Eukaryota, Metazoa, Cnidaria, Anthozoa, Actiniaria, Edwardsiidae. The transcript has 18 exons. The record is from RefSeq and is a predicted model, not a curated record. The coding region runs from base 1021 to 3579 and encodes 852 amino acids.